Molecule: messenger RNA, 2258 nt
Organism: Eurytemora carolleeae
Lineage: Eukaryota; Metazoa; Arthropoda; Copepoda; Calanoida; Temoridae
Exons: 19
Coding region: 69-2258 (729 amino acids)
Biological process (GO): regulation of transcription by RNA polymerase II
Cellular component (GO): nucleus
Molecular function (GO): RNA polymerase II transcription regulatory region sequence-specific DNA binding; DNA-binding transcription factor activity, RNA polymerase II-specific
Source: RefSeq, a predicted model, not a curated record
AGAAAUAAUAGAUAUAUGCUAUUUUAGAGGAUUGGGUGCAAGAGUGUUAUGAUGCACAAAAUGUAAACAUGUACAGCCAAUUUUUCCCGUACAAUCUUCUCAACCUCAGGCCUGAACUCUUCCUUCAGGCACAGGAGGCUGGAUUGAGGAGUGGGCUGGUGGGGGACCUCAACGACAACACGGCAGAGGAGGAGGAGGAGGAAGAGGAGGAGAUUGAUGAUGAUGAGACUGGUGUGGAGGCCCCGGAGGAAGAUCCUGAGGCAUUGGAGGCUGACCUCAACACCUCGGAGGCCGGUGUCGAAGCCCCGGAGGCCAGUCCCCGACGUGUAAGGAUCAGUGACGUCAGCAAGAAACCAAAACUGUACACAGACAAUCUUAACGAAAUGUGUCUAGUCAAGUGUAAAAUCUGCGAAAGAACCCUUUCCCAUGGCUCUUUGCGAGAUCAUUUGCUGAGAGCGCAUAAUAAGAAAAGACAAGAGUUUGUUACUUAUGAAUAUGCAAAGCUCACUUACUACAGAUGUAAGAUCUGUAAUGCUGAGACCCUAUUCACCCACGCUGCUGUAAGUCAACAUGUCAGAGUCUACCAUAACCUAACCUUCUCCCAGUACAAGAUCAAUUUUAACGGGUUCACCGGGGAGAUUGAUAAACCCAGUAAAUGUUUAGCUGAUGCCAAGGUUCCUACAGUGCAUUCGUCCAAUAAUUCCGUCGUUAAAGAGAUCUCGUUCGAUAACUCGUUACUAGCUGAGCACUCCUUAGAUACCUUUCUUCCUAAAUCCAACUCAUUACUCGAGCAUUUACUUAGACUUAAAAAAAUGGAGAGCACUGCCAGUGAUCCCGCCAGUAUAGAAGGAGAGGAGGAGGAGGAGGUAGAAGAAGAGGGAGAGGAGGAACAAGAAGAUAUCUCUCCGAUAGAGUUAUGUGAUGCUAACCUGACUGAUGAUAACCUAAGGUCUAGAACUGGCGAGGGAGGGGAACGAGGAGAUGAUGAAGAUGGAUAUAGUGAUAUUGAUUGUGAUCCGAACAUGUUCUGUGAAAUGUCAAUGGCGGAAUCAAAUGAAGAGGGAUUCAUGGAGGAUGAAGAGGAUUUAGGAAACAAUUCUGGAGAUUCAAACAGCCUUUCAAUCCUCCCUGUUAUUCCUUCAGUACAGGAUGAGAGAGAGGAUGGAGAAGUACGGAUUGUGACGGAUAAUCUCAAUGAAAUGUGUGAAUUUGAAUGUCUUCUCUGUGGUUUUACUUUGGUUGAGAGUACUCUUUCUAAGCACCUCAAGGAGGUUCACCAGGAGAGUAGAAGGGAAGGAAUAACUCACAAGUAUAAAAGAUUAACCUAUUACAAGUGCAAAAUCUGUUCUAAAGAGAUUACUUUCUACUUUGCCGCGCUACGGGAACACAUGGUGACGCGGCAUAAUAUGAAAAUGCCGGAAUAUCGUGCAAGGUUUAAAGCAUUCAGCAAUCAACAUAUUGUAACGGAUAAUAUUAAUGAGAUGUGUCUAUGCAGAUGUAAUAUUUGUGAGCAGACGUUUCUGCAUCACAAGGUGAAGAAACACAUGAAGUACAAGCAUAACACCAACAUGAAGAACCUCUACACCUUCAUCAGGCAAACCUACUACAGGUGCAAGAUAUGUUUGUCAGAAGUCCUAUUUAGUCUGGACAGCAUCAGAAAUCAUCUUUGGAACCAUCAUACUCUCUCCAUGCAGGAUUAUAAGAACUCAUGUCAGGCUUUCACAGGUUGUGAGGUAGAGGAGAAUAGUUCUAACACCAGUGAAACUCCUUCCAAUAAUUCCUCCGCCAGUAGUUCCGCCCCUGCCUCCGCCUCAUCCACCCUCAACAAUGCUCUAGACAUGUCCAGGGUUCUGCCUCCCCUGCCCAGGUUAAAGAAUUUUUCCCACCUGGUGAACCAUGAGAACCAGUUCCUGCCCUUUAUACCUGGCUACCCCGGUUCCCUAAACCCGGCGCUCAACACCUUCAACAUUAGUAAAGAACAGAUAGCGUAUUUUCUCAUGGCAAACUCAAAAACAUUCUCAGAUAAACUCAGUGAGAUGAGCUUGUGUAAAUGCAAGAUUUGUGAUGAGGAAGUAUUGCAUCAUCUUCUGAAGAAACACAUGAAGAGCAAGCAUAGUUGUAAUCUAACCAAGUCCCAGUAUGAAUACGUUCGGGAAACUUAUUACAGAUGUAAGAUUUGUGACUCAGCACUUUUGUUCAGUUUUGAGAGUAUCCGCCGUCAUGUUUACCAGGCACAUAAGCUGAGUUUGAAGGAGUAA